AUGAGGAUCCAGUUUGCCUGUUUGUUGCUGCUUUCUACCGCCGUGCUCUCUCAGGAUGCAAAUGUCGGUUAUAGGAAUUUUAUAAACCGGCAUAUCAAUGCAGGAAUGAGUACUACCAGGUGUGACAGUGUCAUUGGAGCUAAAGGCCUCAAAGCACCCAACGGCAAUGGAUGCAGGGAGACACAUACUUUCAUCAGAGCCACCACCAACCUAGUUAAACCCAUUUGUGAUGGAGCAGGAGCGCCAUAUGGAAAUGGCUUGAGAAGAAGCCUCCAACCCUUUGAGAUUGUUGUCUGUAACCUGAAAAGCCAGGGCAGACCUCCUCACUUUAAAAAGAAAAUGUUGAUCCUAUUUUGCGCAGCUCUCGUGUUCACGGUUGGACGAUGCACAGACGACCAGUAUUUUGCAACAAAGACUGUUGCUGCUGGAGAAGAUGUGACUCUAACAUGUAGUCGCUCCAAAACUGGAGGAUUGUUAUUCUGGAAGAGAGUUGUAGCUGGAAAGUUGCCCGAAGUCUUAGGAGCGACUUACACUUUUGAUCAUCCCGCUAUUAACCAGACUCCUCACUUCACUGCAAAACAAGGGAGUGGAACAUAUGUUCUCCACAUUAAACAAACAAAGCUGAGUGAUACUGCCUUUUACUACUGUGAACAAGUACUUGAACUACAAAUAACCUUUUUGAAUGUUACUCUUCUGAUAGUCAAAGGACCUGAACUUGACAUCACUGCUGUCAUUCAAGACUUUCCACCUGAUCCAGUCCAUCCAGGAGACUCUGUGUCUCUGCAGUGUUCAGUCCUCUCUGCCUCCGAGAAUCAGACGUGUUCAGAAGGUCACAGUGUGUUCUGGUUCAGAGCUGGAUCAGAUGAAUCUCAUCCCAGUGUGAUUCGUGUUCAUAGAAACAGAGGCGAUGAAUGUGAGAGUCCUGAGGAUCGUGCUCCACAGAAAUGUGUCUACAACUUCAACAGCUUCUCUGAUGUUGGAAAAUACCACUGUGCAGUGGCAACAUGUGGGCAGAUCAUUUUUGGAGAGGAAACAAAGCAGGAGAUUAAUGAAACCGGUCUGUGGGGGUUGGAUGCUUUGCAGCGUAAUGCAGUGUUUCUGCAGUGUGCUGUCAUGGCCAUAAGUCUGGUUGUUCUGGCAGUCUUCAUUUACGCAGCCAAAAAAAGAGAGCGUGAUUCUUCCAUUGCCCUGCACACAAAUGCUGCUGCAGUGAGUGGUGAUCUGUACACACAGACUGCAGAGGAGACAGAGACUUAUUCUACUGUCAUCUUUACCAUGAUGAAAACCAGAGGUGAUGGCAAAAAGGCCAAACAAGUGGAAAGAGGAGAGAAUCGCUGCCACGGACAAGACUAUUAG
Molecule: messenger RNA, 1356 nt
Organism: Mugil cephalus (flathead mullet)
Lineage: Eukaryota; Metazoa; Chordata; Actinopteri; Mugiliformes; Mugilidae
Exons: 7
Coding region: 1-1356 (451 amino acids)
Biological process (GO): response to bacterium
Source: RefSeq, a predicted model, not a curated record